GCUAUUGUCAACUGUUGAACAUGCACAAAGCUCUGACGCUCUCAGAGAUCCUAAACCUCAUCUUUGCGUUCCUCCCUCGUUCAGCGAAUGCAACCAAUGCGCGAGUCUGCAAAACCUGGAGCGAUUCUGCUCUCGACGACGUAUGGUAUGAGAUACCCGAUGUUUCAAAGGCCUUCCAGGCUCUGGCGGCCACAGUCGUCUCUAAUGGAAAGCUCGACUACACACGACCGCCCACGCUAAGUGAAUGGAAUGCAUUUCUCGUGAAUUGCGACCGUGUUCGCAUUCUGGACUGCAAUGUGGCGGAUUCUCCAAACCCUUUGUCCUCCGAUGCCAUACACAAGAUCGCCGUCACUCGCCCAACCGGCUGUAUCUUCAAAGGAGUACGCAAACUUCGGAGCAAGAACAUCGUUGGAGGGCUUGACCCCAUGUUCAUGAGCUCGUCUGUGACAGACCUAUCGCUCUCCAUCACCGAUAACACGACUUCUCGACGCCUCGAACAACUGUCGUGGGACAUCGACGCUAUCAUCGCUCGCAUGCCCCAUGUUGUCUCCCUGAGUCUCGAGAAGUCAACGAUUGGACCAGAGGUGCUCGAGCCUUUCCUCCUUCAGUUCAUCGAGGGUUAUCCUUCCCUUACAGAAUUCCAUGUUCCCUAUAAAUGCCUUCGCACUCGCAUCGUAGAAGUCGCCUCCCGUCUACCCAAUCUUUGUGUGCUGAGGAAUGACCCGGGAUGGGACACCAUCUACGCCUCGACCAGUAUGCCUGCAUUCGAACCGAAAUUGAAUGCAGAGUCGUUCCCAGUUUUGAACGACUUUGAUCUCACUGCUACCACGGCAGAUGCGGUCCAACUCGUACGCGACCCUCAUUUCCCGUCUCAUAACCUUCGUGCGCUUUGCUUGCGCGUGAUCAUCGAUAUACGUGAAGGCUCGAGUAACGGCAUAUCGCGUCUCCUUGACGCCAUCAGUGAUACUUGUAUCUCGAUCACGGACUUAUCGCUGUAUUUGCAGUCGACUUUUGUGGGGGGCCAACAACGACUGUCCAUCACGUUCGAGGACAUAGUCCCAGUCUUCGGACUAUCGAGCCUGCAAACGCUGGAGCUCUAUAAUGACGAGCCCAUCAAGAUGACGGAUGACGAUGCACAAAGCCUAGCUUCGAGCCUUCCCGAACUUGUCACUCUAUAUCUCACUCGACACGCCUCCCAACCCCCUCCACUUACUCUCCGCUGUCUCUCUUAUUUCGCACGGCAUUGCCUCAAACUUUCGACGCUGGAGAUCGUUCUCAAUUCCAAUGAUUGCGUCCCACUCGCUUCGGAUGCUACUCCAUUCCGCAGCCUGCGGUUCCUCCAUCUUGGUGCUUCACCGAUCUCGGACGUCCAGCCCGUGGUACAAUUCUUGGCCCCCACACUCCCAGUCAAGUGUCGGCUUCUCGUCAUGAACGACGCUGUUGUGAAUCAAUCAGCUGUAUACAGGUCACCAGCCUCAAAUGGCAUGGACCGCUCUUGGAAGGAAGUACAAGACUCGCUGCUACGAAUUUCGGAGUCGAAGGAGGUAUGGGCUGACAAUGAGCGAUCAUUAUUGAAUGAGAUCACAAAGUUGAACGCGGAGAACCAGGCGUUGAAGACGAAACUGGAGCUCUCCAAACCGAAGGCGGAAAAAAAUUGAUCAGCAG
Messenger RNA from Stereum hirsutum FP-91666 SS1, 1665 nucleotides. RefSeq lists its product as uncharacterized. The transcript is spliced from 2 exons. Lineage: Eukaryota; Fungi; Basidiomycota; Agaricomycetes; Russulales; Stereaceae. The coding region runs from base 21 to 1658 and encodes 545 amino acids. The record is from RefSeq and is a predicted model, not a curated record.